Colletotrichum siamense is the source of this 582-nucleotide messenger RNA. RefSeq lists its product as uncharacterized. Lineage: Eukaryota; Fungi; Ascomycota; Sordariomycetes; Glomerellales; Glomerellaceae. The coding region runs from base 1 to 582 and encodes 193 amino acids. The transcript is spliced from 3 exons. The record is from RefSeq and is a predicted model, not a curated record.
AUGGCGCUCAUUUCGGCAAAGACCAUCAUCACCUCGCUCUCCCUAUUCCACGUCACCCUCGCCUUCUUCUUCCUGACGAACCCGGCCACCAUCGCGGACCAGGCCUUGGUUUACGUGCUGGGCGAGGCCAUGGGCAUGCCCCAUGCCCGUAGCUUCGAGAACAAGUCUCCCGCCCUGGCUUUCCUCGCCGCCGUCCUUGGGAUGCUGGGAAUCAGCGACCUCGUCACCCUGAGCAUGCCCGAAGAGAUCUGGGUCGACUUCCACUGGGGAACGCAGGCUCCCGCCCGCCUCUUCAUGUCCCUCGUCUUCGUCGUCUACACCUUCGUCUUCGGCCCGUCCUCGCCCCUCUACGCCAACGCCCGCGGCGCCCGCUUCGCCCACCCCAACGCUCACGCCCACAACCCGAACUACACCCCCUCGACCUGGGGCGGCGACGGCCUCAAGAACCGCGUCUUCCUGACUUUCGCCUUUCUCGAGAUGGUGAGCUGGUUCUGGGUCUGGAUCACGCUUCGCGAGGAGCAGGAGGCGAUUGCGAGGGAGAAGGCCAGGAAGCAGGAGGCGGCGCACCCGGGUGCGUUCUAA